UUGCUGUUCUUGUUGCAUGCUAAAUCUGUACGCUGUUUCAGAGACUUUAAGUACUGAAACUGAUAAACAAGCCUUAAUCUCCAUUAAAUCUCAAACAUUUACGCAUCCACCAGAAGCUUUAGCUACAUGGGAUCCAGCAAGUUCAUCCCCAUGCAACUGGACCCGAGUAUUGUGUGAUGAUCGUAAUGGAAGAGUUGUAGGUCUUGACCUCUCCAGUCUUCAGAUAACUGGUCCAGUUAGCCCAUUUAUCGGGAAUCUAUCGUUUCUCAGAUCACUACAUCUUCAAAAUAACCAAUUUUACGGUAUUCUUCCUGAAACGAUCACUAAUCUUUUUAGCCUCCAAGUCCUCAACGUCAGCUUCAACCGCAUCCAAGGCACCAUCCCAGCAAACAUAAGCCAUUGCAUCGAUCUCAGGGUUGUUGACUUCAUGCAAAACAAACUUUCUGGGUCGAUUCCUGAAAGUCUCACUGUCCUCAAAAAUCUUCGAACUCUAAACUUGGCAAGAAACAAUAUUUCAGGCUUCAUUCCACCAUCUAUCGGCAACCUUACUUCAUUGUCCACUUUAAGAUUAUGCACCAAUAAACUUAGUGGCCGGAUCCCUAGUGAAUUGUCUGCACUUCGUAACCUAAAGAUUCUUGAUCUCAACAUCAAUAAGCUCACAGGGAUACUUCCUCCAUCCUUUUACAACAUGUCUUCGCUUGAGGUUUUUGCUGUGGCUUCUAACGAUUUAUGGGGCAAUAUACCUUACAAUGUUGGGGAGACACUCCCAAAUCUUCUUGAUUUCAACUUUUGCUUGAAUAGGUUCACAGGAACUAUUCCUGGUUCGCUGCAUAACCUCACUAAUAUAAGAUCCAUUCGAAUGCAACAUAACCAAUUGCAUGGAACACUACCACGUGGACCAUGGAACCUCCCUAUGCUAACAAGGUAUAAUAUUGGGCAAAAUAAUAUUGUUAGCGCACAGGGUGAGGGUCUUGGUUUCUUAAAUUCGUUGGUAAACAGCACAAAGCUUGGUUUCCUAGCUAUUGAUGGAAAUAAUUUUGAUGGUUUUAUUCCAGAGUCCAUAGGCAAUCUUUCGAAGAUACUCAGAAUCAUGUUCAUGGGUUCCAACAGGAUAUCUGGCAUUAUCCCCUCCUCAAUUGGUCAACUGAAAGGACUAGCCUUACUAAAUUUAGGGUACAACUCCAUUUCUGGUCAAAUCCCGCCAGAACUAGGCCAGUUGGAAGACUUACAAAAGCUAGUUCUAGUCCACAGCCUGGAAAAAGUUGUGACAAUUGAUCUCUCCAACAAUAAUUUAUCGGGUGACAUUCCAAACUCGAUCCAUAAUUGUAAGAGCUUGGAGCAGCUGAUCAUCUCUAAAAAUUCACUCUCAGGAAAUAUUCCAAAUAGUUUGGGGGAAUUGAGAGGUUUGUUGGUGCUCGACCUUUCUUCGAAUCAACUCUCUGGUUCAAUCCCUCUUGAGCUUCAAAGUUUAAAUGCCAUCAAAAUCUUGAAUCUUUCUUUCAACAAAUUGGAGGGGAAUGUUCCAAGCAACGGGUUUUUCUCAAAUCUCACCAGAGUUCAUCUUGAAGGCAACCCAAAACUAUGUUACGAUUCCAAAUGCACAAGAGAGAGAUUAAGAGUGGCAAUUGAUGUAGCAUGUGGGUUGACCUAUCUGCAUCAUGAAUGUGUUGUGGCUCCAGUCGUGCAUUGUGAUCUUAAGCCAAGUAACAUUCUAUUGGAUGAAGAUUUUACAGCAAAAAUCGGGGAUUUUGGGCUUGCCAGCAUCUUGGUUGAAAAAGAUCAAUAUGUCGAUGUUCUUAAAGGUUCCAUGGGUUACAUACCUCCAGAGUAUGGUAUGGGAGAAAACCCAUCUACUAAAGGAGAUGUAUACAAUUAUGGCAUUAUGCUUAUGGAGAUUUUUACCGGGAAGAGACCAACAGACGAUAUUUUCGUGGGUGGUUUGAGCCUCAAGAUAUGGGUGCAGUCCGCUUUCCCAUCUAACUUGGAUCUAGUGUUGGAUCCUUAUUUGAUUCAAGAACUAGAAGAGUUGUGGUCGGAAGAGUUGCGAUUAGAAGAGUGGUACUCGGAUGGUCACUCCAUGAACCAAAAAAUGCCACAUGAUUGCCUAACAAUAAUCAUUGGAGUUGCACUUUCCUGUACUAACGAUUCUCCUCAUGGACGAAUCGUCAUAUCAGAGGCUUUGGACAAACUCAAGAUUGUUCAAGAUAUGCUUCGUAAGUCCUAG
Lactuca sativa (garden lettuce) is the source of this 2224-nucleotide messenger RNA. The record is from RefSeq and is a predicted model, not a curated record. Lineage: Eukaryota; Viridiplantae; Streptophyta; Magnoliopsida; Asterales; Asteraceae.